GGGCGGGGCGUCGGCGCUCGCCCGCGGUGAAGCAGGAGCUGCCGCCAUUUUGGUUUCGCUGCCUCGGCUCCGAGCAGAGCCGAAGCGGCGGCGGCUCGGGCCGGCUCCCGCCCUGGCCCCCGUCCGCGCGCGGGCGGCCGGGAGGAUGCAGCGCGGAGGAGUCUGACGUCCUUGCUGUGCGGCGGCUGGUUCGCGCGGCGCAGAGGAGAUGGACGCUGGAGCUCGCCCGGGCGGCGGCGGCGGCGCUCCGGGGCAGUCCCGCGAAUACAAGCUGGUGAUGCUGGGCGCCGGCGGCGUCGGCAAGAGCGCCAUGACCAUGCAGUUUAUCAGUCACCGAUUUCCAGAGGAUCACGAUCCCACAAUUGAGGACGCUUAUAAAAUACGAAUACGCAUUGAUGAUGAACCUGCAAAUCUGGAUAUCUUGGACACUGCAGGACAGGCAGAGUUCACAGCCAUGAGAGACCAGUACAUGAGGGCUGGCGAGGGUUUUAUCAUCUGUUACUCAAUCACAGACCGACGCAGUUUCCAUGAAGUGCGUGAGUUCAAACAGCUUAUUUAUCGUGUUCGGCGCACUGAUGACACUCCUGUGGUCCUAGUGGGAAAUAAAUCUGAUCUGACACAGCUGCGGCAGGUCUCCAAAGAAGAAGGCUCUGCUUUAGCACGAGAAUUCAACUGCCCUUUUUUUGAAACUUCAGCUGCAUACCGUUACUAUAUUGAUGAUGUAUUUCAUGCUCUUGUGCGAGAAAUCCGUAGGAAAGAAAAAGAAGCAGUAAUGGCAAUGGAAAAAAAAUCCAAACCUAAAAGCAGCGUGUGGAAAAGACUAAAGUCACCAUUUAGAAGGAAGAAGGAUUCAGUCACUUGAACAGAGAGAGUUCUUCUGCAAAAUGAAACAAAAUCUGUGAACAGCCAUUUGUAACCAAAGCGGUUGAGGGACAACGUUUUGGCAGGAUGUUUUAAAUCUGAUGGGACUUUUAUCAGGGAUGGCAUAAUAUCUACCAAUUACUUCUGUUUAAAAUGAUAUUCCCUUAAUUUUGGAUCUUUUAACUCAUGACAUAGCAAUGAUUUUACUUUUAUUUGUUGCUGGUUUUUGACUGGAUCCAACAAAUGUUACUCACAUGUUGUUGGUUACAAAUGCUGAUAGAUUUGUGUCCCUGCACUUUUGAAUGUUUGUCUUUGGUCACUGCAUACUGGAAGUUGAAUUGUUUAAAAUAGUGUUGAACUCCUUCCCAGGGUAACUUAAUUCAUUUUUUUCCCUAGUUGUUUACACAACAAAAUUUUGCUGCUUUUUGGAACAGUAACCCACAUCACAAGAGACGGCUUGUCGAGGUCAUGCUGAAAAGUAGUUUACAAAAUGUGUGUCGUGACUAACAGCCUUAGGUCACGUGUAGAUGUCAGUGUAGAAUUCUUGCGUUCUCAUUGAAUAGAAUUUUUCCAACAAAAAGUAAGUAAUGUAGAAUACACAAGUUUAAUGCAAUGUGGAAUAUACAAGUUUAUCUAAAAUUAUCAAUGUUAAUGCAGUCUUGUAGUUGGGCUUCUAAACAAGUCAGAAAAAGUAAGUUAUGGUUCCUAUAGCAGCUAUAGCUUGGCAACAGUGCAUAAAUACAUAGUGUUUUCCUAUUGUAUAUAGCAUUUAUUUUGUUGCCAUAGCAUGUGUGAUAUAAUGACGCUGUAGGUGUGCUAGAAACUACAGCUUUGAAUUUUCUGACUUGCUUGUUAAAAUCAUAGUUGUAAUGGUGUGGUGGCUUAUUUAUUUACGUUAAAUUUUACAUUAUUUUCUUAAGGGAGCCAGUAUCAUUGUUAGGUAGAAAUCUCUAACAUAGUCAUUUCAAAUUACUCUGGUGACUACUUUGUAAAGAAGAUGACUGAAACUGAGUAUUGCAGGUAUUUGGCCCCAGAGUUAAUAUCCCUAGUUCUGGUAAGAUUCUUUCAGUAGUCAUAAGAGUAGAAUUGAUGAUCCAGCAGAGGGAAACAAUUAGCUGGCCGCAGUGACAGUCCUGACAGAUAUUCACAUCUCUGACCUUACAUAUGUAUAUAGUUCAGUCAGUGCAUGUAGAGAUUUUUCUUUAUGCUCAGUAAAUAAUGGUUUGGUUAAGAAAAUGUUUUUGAGACAGACCCUCCAUGUGUAGCAGAUCUUUUCUGCUUUGAGAUGAUACAUUAGCUCUAGAAUUUAAAUCCAGAGCUGGUGUCCAAAUGCAAAAAGAUCACCUGACAGAGAGGUGUUCUUUUUGAUUUUAUUUUUUAAUAAUACAACGAAUCAUAGUUAGGCAACUCAGACAUGGUUAAAACAACCAAAAUUAAGUGCCUAGAACCUUCCAGAUUAGGAACGAAAGAGCUUAAUUGACUCUAAAAGUAGUAUAGCUUGUGUUAUUCUUUGAUCAUCCGUGUCAGUGAUUAUGCUAAUCUCAUUGAUCAGAAAUAAAAUCUGUAAUGUCAGUCUUAGCAUGCUGCAUAUGAUAGUGCAGUCAAAGUUCAAAAUGAAGCUACUUAAGUUCAUGUGUAAAAGUAUCGAGUAGAAGAAGCAAGGAUAGCAAAUGUAUAAACUGUUAGGCUUUCUUGCUAAACUCUGUAGUACUUAGAAUGCCACUGGAAAUCCUAAGCCCAGUGGUCUAAGAAUAUUUUCUUUGUGUAAGAUUAAAAACAUUUUAUAGCAAGAAAUUUGGAGGGGGAGGUAUAUUCUUUAUGUUACGUUUGUGCCUGAACUAAACAUUGAAAUUGGUUUCUGUUUCUCGCUUCCAAAGCUCCAGUGUUAUGCUGCACUAGUAAUAAUUUCACAAAUGCUAAUUGAAAAAGAGGUUAAGAAUAAUUUGGAAUGUUUAGAAUGUAAGACCUCUUUUAAAAGUAACUGUGUGAGCAGGUGUGCACAUCUGUUCAGUAGUUACUAGUUUAGAACUUAAAGCUCUACUAGUCAUUCAUUGUUGGAUUAAGUGCUGUCUAUAACUCUUAGAUAAAAACCCUAGGAAAACUAUCUAACAGAAAUUCUGAGCAGAAAGAGGGGACAACAACUAAUAUGCUGCUCUAAAAGCAGUGGCUGAUCAUGUCGUUAUACUGGAAACGUUAAACAGAGGCCCGAUUAUGAUGACAAGUUUUCCCCACGCUUUUCCUUGAUACAUUAUUUUAACAUACUAUGUUAGUCAAUUACCUUCAUUUGAAGUUUUCAGAUAAUAAGAAAAGAUAACCUGCCAGCAGUACCAGAAGCUGUAUGGGACUAAUAUUUAUUUUCACCUUUAAAUAACUGGUAUCUGUGCCUUAUAUUAUUCCUUCAAUGCAAUUAAGUGUUUACUGAUGCCCUUUGUGAGCCUGUUGCUUACAGAAUUUUUAAAUCAGAACAGCAGCAAGCACUUUUUUUUUUUACACGGUGUUAUUCAAGAAGAGUUUUAUUUUUGUCAUAUAUAAAUUUGUAUGCAGAAUUAUUGUUUUAUUUGACACAAUAUAGAAUUUUUAAUACAGCUAUUUGCAUUUGAUGUUUUAAUCCUUGGUGCCUAGCAUGAUGGGUAGAAAGCCUUUCAGCCUGAGAGCACCAAAAAAGGACACUUCAUGGUAUGUUUGCAGUUUAUUCUGGAAAAUGCUUAUCUUGCUAACUGGAUGCUCCAAAAAGGAGUUGAUAAUUCAGAUUAAAUUUUAGCAGUGCAAAGCUUAAAAAUCUA
Molecule: messenger RNA, 3644 nt
Organism: Dromaius novaehollandiae (emu)
Lineage: Eukaryota; Metazoa; Chordata; Aves; Casuariiformes; Dromaiidae
Gene: RIT1
Product: Ras like without CAAX 1
Exons: 6
Coding region: 209-862 (217 amino acids)
Biological process (GO): Ras protein signal transduction
Cellular component (GO): plasma membrane
Molecular function (GO): calmodulin binding; GDP binding; GTPase activity
Source: RefSeq, a predicted model, not a curated record